GGCUGAGCCAAUAGGGUCAGAGCAGGGGGCGUGGCGGGAGGUUUGAAACUCGUAUCUUUGGGAGUUGAGCUUCGAGCUGGUACGCACCACAGCUGGAGUUGGGGCCCGGCGUCCCCUCCUCGCCCCGGGCCGGGCCCUGCCCCAAGCCGCUCUUGCUGGUGGAGAUGGGCUCAACCAAGAGCGUCCCCGUCACCCCAGCGCGGCCUCCGCCGCACAACAAGCUCCUGGCCCGAGUGGCGGACCCGCGUUCCCCCAGCGCCGGCAUCCAGCGCACUCCCAUCCAGGUGGAGAGUUCCCCACAGCCAAGCCUGCCCUCGGGAGAACAGCUGGAGGGGUCCAAACAGGCCCAGGACACGGAUCCCCGCUCUCCGACCCUCGGCAUUGCGCGGACACCCAUGAAGACCAGCAGCGGAGACCCCCCAGGCCUCCUGGUGAAGCAGCUGAGUGAAGUGUUUGAGACUGAAGCCUCCAAAUCCAGUCUUCCCCCCGAGCCAGCUCUGCCCCCAGAGCUACCUUCCUCCUCUGACUCGGACUUGCCGCUGGGUCCUCAGUUAGCCCUUGAGGGCCAGGUGCCAGCCUGGAAGCCGACUGAGCUCCCCUCCAGACAGGGGCUUUCCACGGAGGAAGCAAGACAGCCCACGGAAACCCCUGUGGGCAGCCAGAGCUCAGACAAGCCCCUGAGAGAGCCUGAGACGCCCCGUUCUUCAGGUUCUAAGCACAAUAGGCGGAAACCGAGUGGCAAGGUGUUAGGGAGACCCCCACUCACCAUCCUGCAAGACGACAACUCCCCCGGCACCCUGGCGCCACGGCAGGGAAAGCGGCCUUCUCCCCUAAGUGCAAAUGCUCGGGAGCUGAAGGAAGGGUCCGCGCUCGGAACCGGGCGGCUUCUGAAAACUGGAGGGCGAGCGUGGGAACAAGGCCGGGACCACGACAAGGAGAACCAGCACUUUCCUUUGGUAGAGAGCUAGGCCCUGUGGGGCCAGUGACGGGCUCUCCCGGGACCCAGUGACUUCCGCAUCCUUCCCCUGUGCCUGGGAGCCCGAGGAAGGGCUUGUCUUCGACUCCUCCUAAACCAGCCACUCUGGACUGAGAGCGUUACUGGGCUUUCUUGGUAUCUCGUGUGUCUCUUGUAUAUUAAAGGAAGUGAUUUUAUUUUAUUUUAAAGAUUUAUU
This is a messenger RNA of Lepus europaeus (European hare), 1172 nucleotides long. It is a transcript of the gene CDCA3, whose product is annotated as cell division cycle associated 3. Lineage: Eukaryota; Metazoa; Chordata; Mammalia; Lagomorpha; Leporidae. The transcript is spliced from 6 exons. The coding region runs from base 165 to 968 and encodes 267 amino acids. The record is from RefSeq and is a predicted model, not a curated record.